UUACCUACAACGAAAGGCAGAUUAUAAGUGUGCAGCCCCGAUGAACUUUGGCCAAUGUAUACACACAAACGUACCACGACCCAAUCGAGCUAUAGAACAUUGCAUUUUCGCUCCUCAAAAGUUGGUAAACUCGUUUUAUGAAUGGUCGGCUUAUAAAUGGAAGAACAAUGCCCAGAUUUUAAACACCUGAUUCCUUCCUCUCCCCACCCUUGUGACAAAUAGCCGCGUUAGCUUUUCCGUGUUUAAGACCUCCCGGAUGCAGAAAGGUGCUUGGCUGCAAAGAAGACUGCUCCAAACAUUGGGUUGGGUUGGGCGGCCUCGAUCUGUAAAUAAUUCCCCCCGGGAGUGUGUUCUAGCCGGUUCCCAAGCGGAGGUGUGCAUUGGGAUCCUUCUGAUACUGAUCAUAUACAACUACUGGUUCCUCUACAUCCCUUAUUUGACAUGGCUUUACUUUGACUGGCGUACCCCAGAGGAAGGAGGCAGGAGAUCCAACUGGGUCAGAAGCUGGACCGUUUGGAGGUACUUUAACGACUAUUUUCCAAUUCAUCUCAUCAAAACGGGGGAUUUGGAUCCAAGUCACAACUACAUAUUUGGGUUUCACCCCCACGGAGUGUUCGUGGCUGGAGCCUUCGGAAAUUUUUGUACCAAUUAUUCGAACUUCUCGAAGCUGUUUCCCGGCUUUACUGCGUACCUGCACGUGCUCCCCAUUUGGUUCCGGUGUCCUCUCUUCCGAGAAUACCUGAUGAGCAGUGGGCCAGUCUCAGUUUCCAAGAAAAGUCUGUGCCAUGUGCUGAGCAAAGAGGGAGGUGGAAACAUUUCCAUCAUUGUCCUUGGGGGUGCAGAGGAGUCGUUAGAUGCCCAUCCUGGAAAAUUCACUCUGUUCAUCCGCAAGCGGAAAGGAUUUGUGAAAAUUGCUUUGACCCAUGGUGCUGAUUUGGUCCCCGUGUUUUCUUUUGGUGAAAAUGAACUAUUUAAACAAGUUAGCAACCCUGAAGGCUCGUGGCUUCGUAUGGUGCAGGAAAAACUGCAGAAGAUCAUGGGGUUUGCUUUGCCACUGUUCCACGCCAGAGGAAUCUUUCAAUACAGUUUUGGCCUAAUGCCCUAUAGGAAACCUAUUCACACUGUUGUUGGCCACCCAAUCCCUGUUCAGCGGACUCUGAACCCAACCUCAGAGCAGAUUGAGGAGCUGCAUCAGACUUAUAUGGAGGAGCUCAAGAAAUUAUUUGAGGAGCACAAAGGGAAGUAUGGUGUUCCAGAGAAUGAAACUCUUGUCUUUAAAUAGCCACACUCUGACAAGGAGGAUGACCGAACAUCCCAUUGAGAGAAUAAAUAUUUUAAACAAGUUUAUUUCUUUUCUUUGACUGUGGAAUCAAACUUACAACUGAAAAGUAUUGUGUACAGUGACACGUGGAUAUGUAUUUGUGGUAAAUAAAAAUACAACGUGUGACGAUAGGAUACGGUUAGAGAUGACUAAGUCUUUUAAUCAUCUUCCUCAUUUAGGAAGGUGAAAUCAUUUUACAGGUUAAGAAACAGGUUAGAAUUAUUCAUGUGCCCUAAAGAAUGACAGCUUCAAAAAACAAUAAUUAGACUCUUUUACUAAAUAUCACAAGAAUUUAAGGUGUUGCUUUCACUAAGUAUGUAAGCGAUUGUUCAGCACAACUGGGACAUUUAGGAGACGGUGUGUAAAAUAAUUUGCCAUAUAGAGCUAAAGGUGAUAAUUUAAUUUGUUUUGCUUGAACAGACCAUUUGUUAGUGAAUAAUGAUAUGUUUAAGACUGAGCUCAUUUGAUCCUUUAGGUCGUGUCAACCAACGAAUUUUUAUACAACAGUGCAGAAUUUUUACAUGGUUUUCAAAAAUAGGAUGAAUCGGUCAUAUGGAAACCCAUGUGGAUAAGAGCAUGUCUCCUCAUUUCUGUUCAUGCUUAGAAAUAUCCAUCUUCGUCAUGUGCUUAGAAAUAUGUUCAUUUGCUACAGACAAGGAGGUCUUUUGGAAGACAUGCUUUUGCACAUGUUUUAGGACACUGAAAUUGCAAAAGGUUUUCUUGGUAAUAGAAAUGGUUUUAAUAUUUUCUUCCCAAAUGGCCUCUUUGAAUAAGACAAGCUCUGAAAGAAAGUGCCCUCUCUGGUGAGGUGUGUCCAGUUCUCAGUUGCCUCAGGUUGCAUGUGUCUCCUCUGAACCAGGUCCGUGAGAGCAGGAACCUUGUCCAUCCUGUGCACUGAUGUGUCCCUCUGCCUGGGUCAGCUCAUGACACUUAGUAGGCACUAAGUAAGUAUGUGUUUAAUGAAUGUGUUUAUAGAUAAACACACAAACUUUGCCAUAAGGUGAAGAAUUUUUAAAGCUAUGCCAUAACAUGAAACCUAUUAUAAGGCAAGACCCACUUUCCGAUGGAGAUAAUUUGCUAUGUCUUGCUUGCCCCGUGCCAGGAAUUUUGACAGUACAGAAGGCUGGCUUGUAAGGAGCGAGUCAAAAGGAGGCUCCUGAUAGUAAGCCUCUAAGGGUUAAGUAAUUAUCCAGUAAGUAAGAAGAAUGUCUACUUUCCAAAUGUUCUCCAUUGCUAGGUGUUGCUUCUAUACUUUUUUUCACUCUAGAUAUUUGGGGGCAACUUCAUGGAGUUGUUCUAACUAAUUGGUCAAUAUCUUCAGGCCUCUAAUGUUUAAAACAUCGAGCCCUGGGCUAGAGGCUGGAUUGGGUUCAACAACAGCCAAAUGAAAUCUUGCUGGAUAAUGCCUUGAGUAGGAAAGCAUUUCACACACAAAAAACAUGAAACUUCUCGAUUGUUCUCCAUAAGGUUUUUGGGCCAACACCUCUCUGUCUUCAUGCUGGUUGAGCAAUCCAGGAGUCCAUUAUUCAUGGCCUAGAAAUUAGAUCAAUUUUUUUUGUCAAAGCAGGGAAUAGUACAUGAUCUAUUUUAUUAGAUGCAGAAAAAUCAACUAUAAAUCUGUUUUGGUAUUUCUCAGUACCAAAAAAAAAAGAGGAAAAGGAGCACCAUUUGCACAAAAUGACACCCUCUGAUCAGGGUUCAGUCUUUCAGAAUAAACUAUGAGGCCCAAAUCACCACAACUAAAGGCCUUUAAGUGAUUAUAAAACCCAUGAAUUUCCUUGCUUUGGAGAAGUUUAUUAACAGUUCAUGACACAUAAUCUUUUGCAAUGUCACAAAGGUAUGAAUUUUAAUCUCUUCACUUGGGAGUGAUGGGGCCAAGCUGACCCUGAACGUCAGCUGGCUUGUCUAGCGAGCAGUUAGAGCCCAGGUGGAGUAACACAGAGGCACUGAAAAAUGAGGGAAGUUCUGCUCAGAUGAGUUUACUUAGAAUUUUGCCAUUUAGAAAAUCUAGAUACCAGCAACUUUAAUUUUGGCAUACCUGAAAUCUUAUUUUUUUGGUGCAUAUUAGGGAGUUUAUCUCUUCCUUUCUUAGGGCUCCCAGAGGUUGUCAGUUCCACAUAGUCCUACAGAUUGCAAAUACAUUUUUUGAUGUUAAUUUUUGCUACAACACAAAUGUGGGCCAUAUAUUAUGUUUACUAGGUUGGUUUGACGGAGAUCUCUAUUUUAAAGGUACUUUGUUGAUUACACAAUUGCACAUAAAAUUUAAGCAGCAAAGCAAAACAAUGACCAUAACCCCAGAACACUGGAAGAGACGCUGGGCUCAUUACCUUGAGAAAAUGUGCAUUUAUGCCGUUUGAUUUGGACAUUUCUUUCUUCUGUUUCCCUCACACACCCGGGUGCAGGCUGAGUCAUUUCCUUUGUCUGGCAGCUAGAACCAUUGAAGUGGUCUAUAUCUGGCUAAGUCUGUUAUGCUCACGUUGAAGGGUGCAUCUUUGAUGAAGGCCAGCCAGUUUUGCUCUGUCCCCAGGGAAACUGGGCAAAGGACGCAGCAUGAUUUGCACCAACCCUUCCCCAUGAUUGUGAAAACAAUCAAAGUGUAUAUACUUCAGGGAUGAUGGGCGAGCCUUCUUCGUAUGCAGAGGGUUAAAAAUAAAUUCCCAUGGCUGGUAGAAGGUACAUUUCUGUCAUGGGAAGCACAGGAGGUGGAAUCUACAUGAGAUGCCCCCGCUUCUGUAAUUUUACGUCUCUUCCAAACUACCUCCCUGAUGCCAAUUACCAAAGUCUGUGAUAAAUAUGAAAACAUAUGUGGGGUGCAUUCACUGUGUCCUCUUUCCCUCUGAUGGGAGACAAUGUGGAUGGGAUUUGUUGAUGGGAUGUUUUUUUCCAAUAGCCCAAGAUUGCUAGUUCCCAUACCUGUAUUUUUUAUACUACAUGACAAAAUGUCUAUUUCUGGUGCUGGGAGAGUGGCUUCAAGUAAACUUUAUAUAUCUUUUUUAAAGAAGAAAAACAAAACAACUUUAAAAUAACCAACUAGUUGCACCCGUUUCUCUAGGAAGUCGUUCUUUCUAUUAAAAGCCAACGGGUUUCUUGAAUACCUUCUGUUUGGAUUUCUGAAAUCAGUCCUUCCCAAACACCUUCAGCUUAGUGCCUUAAUAUCUUAAAUGAGAAGGAGAAAGUUUAUCCCAACCCAUAGUUAACCCAUGGGACAAUGAGUUCCUCACUGGCAGACUCUGUCUCGUGUGUGUUUUGAACGUGGUCCCACCAGCAGCCCUGUAGCAGCCUCUCAAUGAAUGCUUGUGGCACGAACCUGGCAACUCGAAGGAUUGUGUCACAGAAGCCACGUUUCAGAGCCAGAGGGGACCUUAUAGUGUCAGUUAUUCCUCCUACAGAUGAGGCAUUGAGCCCCAGGGAGGUUUCAUGCGGAUCGGACCUACCCCGUGAUCACGUUAACUCUGUUCUAGAUUGAACAGGAGGGGAAGCUUUUCCAUGAUUGUUGAUUAAUAAAACCCAGGAGGCCUCCUACAAAACAGAAGUGUCAGGAAAGUCGAGUCCGAUUAAAAAUACACUUAAAGCAAGGGAUUUGAUAACUCUCAAGCCAGCUCUGUCGUGCUGGGGUUGAGGACAUUUUUCUUUCUUGAGACGAGUACACCACAUUGUUGAUUUUUCCCUUUUGCAAGAGCUAUUUUGGGGAUGUGUCCUGGACAAAGUCCAAGUAGUCAACCACAAGCUUAGCCACUAGAGCCUUUUGUAUUGGAGCAGCAGGACAGGGCAAGGUGCCUAGGCCCAGGAUGAGUGACAGGCCCUGAAAGGGUCUUCCCUCCCAGUCGUGUUGUGACCACUAGUGCAGCACAAAGCAAUCCUGUUAUUCAGACAGAGGUGGCCAUAGAGCUGUCAACUCACUGACAGCCCUAAGUCCCAAGUCCAUUCUGGCUCCAGUCUCAUCCAGCUGGGUUGUCACAGCUGCUGCUUUUUUUUUUUAAAUAGCUCUUAGAUUCUGGUUAAGAAUUAUCGUAGGCUCUCUUGAGAAUAUACAUAAAUCUGACCUUCCUGGUAUUCUGAAGGGCUGUGUAAUUCUCCCCAGCUCCACUUCCAGACCAACUUGGAGCCUGGGUCUUUCUGGUUGGAUUCUAAAUGCCCCAGUGCAGGGGUGCAGUCAUGUCAAGACAACCAGAGAACCUACCUGUCCCACUCUUUUCUACUCUCCAGGCUUCUGUUUCAAAUAAUCCUUUAGCCUCUGGUCCUCCACCAUCUGGGGGAGCUGGGCUCAGUUCCUCCCCAUGUAAAUCGAGUGAGGAGUGAAUGAUCUCCAAGGCCCCUCUAGCUCUAGCUCUGUGGUCUCUGCUGGCCUUUCUUCCGUUAUCGUAAUGACAUCUAGUUGGAGAUGUAAGCUUGUCUGACAACUGCCUCCAAGACAUGCAGCGAGUUCAAAUGAAUGUCUCACUUCCUUGGUAUAUAUAAAACAUAAGCUGCUACUGAAAUUGCUCCAGCAUCACAGUGACCUUUAGUCAUGAUGUUGCUAAGAAAUAAUUUAAUCCUCUAAAUGAAAAUAGGAGAAAUUGAUCAAGGAGUCUUCUUCCUUGAUAUCGUUCAAAACUAUGAAUCGACAGUUUAUUGUUAAAACCUUUAUAGGAGACGGUGCAUUUUUGUAUUUUCUAUCUUGUUAUGUGUCACUGUGUGCUUUUGAAAAGCUCUCGGUUUGUGAAGUUUUGACCAAUAAAUGUGUUUUCUGCCUGA
Molecule: messenger RNA, 6055 nt
Organism: Hipposideros armiger (great roundleaf bat)
Lineage: Eukaryota; Metazoa; Chordata; Mammalia; Chiroptera; Hipposideridae
Gene: MOGAT1
Product: monoacylglycerol O-acyltransferase 1
Exons: 6
Coding region: 257-1282 (341 amino acids)
Biological process (GO): diacylglycerol biosynthetic process; triglyceride biosynthetic process
Cellular component (GO): endoplasmic reticulum membrane
Molecular function (GO): diacylglycerol O-acyltransferase activity
Source: RefSeq, a predicted model, not a curated record